CACAAGAAGUAUCUGUUGGCAUUUAUUAUCUGAAUUAAAAAUGGCGUAAGUAUUCAAUUUUAGUAAAUUGGUGCAAAGCUAUGUAAUGUGAACAGUGAAGCAAGCAUAGCAGUGAGCAAGCUCAGCGACAUUAGAAAGAAAGGGAGAACCCAUUUUUCUCUCUGUUUUUAGGUUUCUUCUUUCUUUCUUUUGCAUCUCCAAGAAAAAAAAAAAUCAUGGGUUCAACCAAUCUAGUACUCUCCUCAACCCUGUUGCUCCUUCUGGUCGGUUUUGCAAACUCGGACAUCACCCAAGACAAAGCAGAUUGUACGGACAAACUGAUUGGUCUCGCUGGUUGUCUCACCUACGCCAGCGGCGACGCCUCAGCUCCCACCAUGGAUUGUUGCUCUGGUCUCAAACAAGUUAUCGACAAGAACAAGAGGUGUCUCUGCAUCCUCAUCAAGGAUCGUAACGACCCAAGUCUCGGCCUCAAGAUCAACGUCACCCUCGCUCUUAACCUCCCAGAAGUUUGCAAAACACCCACCAACAUAACUCAGUGUGUUGAUCUUUUGCAUUUGCCACCUAACUCCCCCGACGCCAAGGUGUUUGAAGGCUUUGAAAAAGCCUUGACCAACAAAACUAGCCCCUCUUCCGCCCCUGCUGGUUCUGCAAAGGGAGAAACAUUAAGUGGUAAUAGCAAGAGUGGAGGGUGGGGAAAGAAGUGGUUGGUGACAGAAGUGGUAUGUGGAAUUUUACCCUUAGUGUUAGUAUCCCAUUUGGUGUUGUUCCUGGUGUGAAGGUUGAAGAUGGAAAUGGAAGGUUGGUAGCUGUGUGUUUUAAUGUUAUGUGGUUUCAUGUUUUGUGCAUAGAUAUGUUGAGGAUGCAAUAUGUAAUUUGUUGCUACUAGUAGCUACCUAGGUGGUGUGUUGUCCUUUUCCUCUAGUUAUUAUUAUCUUCAGUGUGUGCCCAUCUUCUUUUGUUUCUCGGUGAUUAAUUUUCCAACUAAUGGAACCAUUCAGAGGGACCCUUUAAUUAACUUCCACAACAUCUAUCUUUUAAAUA
This is a messenger RNA of Vigna unguiculata (cowpea), 1041 nucleotides long. RefSeq names its product non-specific lipid transfer protein GPI-anchored 14-like. Lineage: Eukaryota; Viridiplantae; Streptophyta; Magnoliopsida; Fabales; Fabaceae. The record is from RefSeq and is a predicted model, not a curated record.